CUUCGCUGCAGCUGCCUGCAUUAUCUGAUUGUCCUAGGCUCAACCGGGGGAAGCUUCAAAUGAGCACGGGCCCACAUCCCACUUACCCUUCUUCGUCUUCAUCACUCUUCCUCUUCAUCGCUGAGCCACGGCUUUCUACCUAAAUCCUUUUGCACUUUUACAAUCCACAUUACGUCCUUGGAUAUUUCAUAUAAUUAGUAAAUAGGCACCAAUAUAUCCAAAGUUACCUACCAAUCCUGUAACUGUUCUUAACGUCACAGCAAUGGCCGAAGCUCCGAAGACCGAGGCUCCUAAACCCGACGAGCCUACCACGCCAAUCCAAGAGCUAUGGAAAGUCGUGCAAGCCCAAUCCCAUCCCGAAGUCUGGGGCGUCACCCUAGCGGACCCAGCUACUCACGUCCCCAGCCAGAUCGUGCUGCAGAAGUAUCUAAACGCCAACGACGGCGACGUCGUUAAGGCCAGGGACCAGCUCGAGAAGACUCUGGCGUGGCGUGCUAAGAUGAAGCCUCUAGAGCUCGUCAAGCAGACCUUCUCAAAGCCCAAGUUCGAGGGCCUUGGAUACGUCACCAAGUACGUCGCCGGCGAUGAAAAAGCUGCCGACGAGAACCCCGAGUCUAGAGAGGUCUUUACUUGGAACAUCUACGGCGGGGUUAAGUCGAUCAAUGAAACGUUUGGCGUUUUGGAUGAAUUCAUCGGCUGGCGCGUCGCCCUGAUGGAACUCGCCAUCCACGAGCUCUCGCUCCCGACGGCGACGAAGCCCAUCACGGCGGACUGGGACCCGUACAAGAUCUUCCAGGUGCACGACUACAAGUCGAUCAGCUUCCUGCGGCAGUCCCCUCAGGUGAAAGCUGCGAGCACCGAGACCAUCCGCGUGUUCGCGCUCGCCUACCCGGAGCUCCUCAAGGAGAAGUUCUUCGUCAACGUCCCGGCCAUCAUGGGCUUCAUGUACGGCCUCAUGAAGCUGUUCGUCGCCCCCAAGACCAUCAAGAAGUUCCACCCCAUGUCCAACGGCGCCAACCUCGCCCACGAGUUCGCUGAUAGCAAGGUCCCCGCGCUCGGCGAGAAGCUGCCGGCGGAGUACGGCGGUAAGGGUGGAGAGCUGAGCGCCCAAGGAAAGGGACCUGCUGUUGAGUAGACUGAUUGUGUGAUGAUGUCGAAUUGUUUCGGGUGGUGGUUCAUUAAUGGUAUUAUAUGGGGAUGAUGAUAAUAAUAAUAAUAAUGAGGUAACGACUCUGCGUUGGCUUUAGACUAAGAUAUCACGCCGUUAUACAUGCUUCUCUCUAGUUUUAAUCAAAUUUAAACGCUGAUUAUCGUACUUUCUCCCUUUCCCCU
This is a messenger RNA of Daldinia caldariorum, 1332 nucleotides long. RefSeq names its product CRAL/TRIO domain-containing protein. NCBI's taxonomy places the organism in Eukaryota, Fungi, Ascomycota, Sordariomycetes, Xylariales, Hypoxylaceae. The record is from RefSeq and is a predicted model, not a curated record. Gene Ontology annotation, molecular function: phosphatidylinositol transfer activity. Gene Ontology annotation, cellular component: cortical endoplasmic reticulum; cytosol; plasma membrane. Gene Ontology annotation, biological process: Golgi to plasma membrane protein transport; regulation of exocytosis. The transcript has 2 exons. The coding region runs from base 263 to 1135 and encodes 290 amino acids.